Eleginops maclovinus (Patagonian blennie) is the source of this 2090-nucleotide messenger RNA. Its product is annotated as retinoic acid receptor beta-like. Bases 1 to 1482 code for a protein of 493 amino acids. Gene Ontology annotation, molecular function: RNA polymerase II cis-regulatory region sequence-specific DNA binding; zinc ion binding; nuclear receptor activity. The record is from RefSeq and is a predicted model, not a curated record. Gene Ontology annotation, cellular component: transcription regulator complex; nucleus. Gene Ontology annotation, biological process: retinoic acid receptor signaling pathway; cellular response to corticotropin-releasing hormone stimulus; regulation of transcription by RNA polymerase II. Lineage: Eukaryota; Metazoa; Chordata; Actinopteri; Perciformes; Eleginopidae. The transcript is spliced from 8 exons.
AUGUUUGACUGCAUGGACGUGCUGGCCGUGAGUCCCGGGCAGAUGUUGGAUUUCUACACCUCCAGCCCGUCCUCGUGCAUGCUGCAGGAGAAAGCUCUGAAAGCCUGCAUCAGCGGACUGCACGCGCACAGAGAGUGGCAGCACCGCCGGAGCGCGCACUCCAUUGAGACGCAGAGCACCAGUUCUGAGGAGCUUGUCCCCAGCCCGCCGUCACCGCCGCCCCCGCCCAGAGUCUACAAGCCCUGCUUCGUGUGUCAGGACAAGUCCUCCGGAUACCACUAUGGAGUCAGUGCCUGUGAGGGCUGCAAGGGUUUUUUCCGGCGAAGCAUCCAGAAGAACAUGCUGUACACGUGUCACCGGGACAAGAACUGCAUCAUCAACAAGGUGACGAGGAACCGCUGUCAGUACUGCCGCCUGCAGAAGUGCUUCGGAGUGGGGAUGUCCAAAGAGUCUGUUCGAAACGACCGCAAUAAGAAGAAGAAGGAGAGCCCGAAGCCGGAGCUGACGGAGAGCUACGAGCUGACGGCCGAGCUGGAGACCAUCAUCGAGAAGAUCCGAAAGGCCCAUCAGGAAACCUUCCCCUCCCUCUGCCAGCUGGGCAAAUACACCACGAACUCGAGUGCAGACCACCGUGUGCGGCUGGACCUGGGCCUGUGGGAUAAGUUCAGCGAGUUGGCCACCAAGUGCAUUAUCAAGAUCGUGGAGUUUGCCAAACGAGUGCCUGGCUUCACGGCGCUGACCAUCGCAGACCAGAUCACGCUCCUGAAAGCUGCCUGCCUCGACAUCCUGAUCCUGCGCAUCUGUACGCGCUACACCCCCGACCAGGACACCAUGACCUUCUCCGACGGCCUGACUCUGAACCGGACGCAGAUGCACAACGCCGGCUUCGGCCCGCUCACCGACCUCGUCUUCACCUUCGCCAACCAGCUGCUGCCCAUCGAGAUGGACGACACGGAGACCGGGCUGCUCAGCGCCAUCUGCCUCAUCUCCGGAGACCGUCAGGACCUGGAGGAACCCUCUAAAGUGGACGAGCUGCAGGAGCCACUUCUGGAAGCCCUGAAGAUCUACGUGAGGAAGAGGAGGCCGAGCAAACCUCACAUGUUCCCCAAAACCCUGAUGAAGAUCACCGACCUGCGCAGCAUCAGCGCUAAAGGAGCGGAGCGGGUCAUCUCUCUGAAGAUGGAGAUCCCCGGGUCGAUGCCGCCGCUCAUCCAGGAGAUGCUGGAGAACUCGGAGGGGCAGGACGGGCAGAGCAGCAGCGACAAGGGCAGCGGCGGCGGGAAGAAGAGCGGGAAAAAGGGCAAGAAAAAGAGCGGGAAAAGCAGCAGCAAGGGCGGCAAGAAGAGCAGCGCUCCGGCUAAGGAGGAGGAAGAGGAGGAGGAGGCUACCCAUCGCAGUGACGACACCCCCGACGAAGGCGCCGCUGACUCGCCGGAGCCUCCGGACCCCGAGGAGGCUUCCCCGCCCGGCGAUGAGUCCUAAAAAAAGGCUCUUUGUGACUUUCCUUUGCACGGAAAAGGAGCAGCCAGGCAAGGCUCCCCCCUCCCCUCCUCACCCCUCCUUGCUUGGUAUCUUCACACCCCCCUCAAAAAGACGACGGGAGGCCUCGUGUGAGGAAGAGGAACUCGGGGUCUCUGGAAGCAGCCGGAGACGCUCUCCUCAGGUCUCCUGUGUGAACCCUUCCUGCAUGACGGGAGUUUGAUCAGUGGUUUAAACUCUGUCCUUGCCCCCCGCCCCCCUCUCGUGUCCCCCGCUCACAUUGUACAUACCAUCGCCGUGUGGUUAGGGUUCUCUGUUUCUAUGAUGGAUUUUGUGGUGCUUUUUAAUCAUUGUCUUAAAUAUUAUCUUGGAGGCGAGCGGCACGGCGGCGGUCCGUUUGGAAUCGUUACGUAGAAUGUUAUUGCGUAGACAUUACGAGUAUUUUAUAUCUGUCGCUAUAUUUAAACCCGUCUUUUCUAACACGUCAUGGAUCCGCCAGAAUGCAAAGCUCCUCUCCGUGUCGGACGAGCUCAACAACAGCCUUCGAUACGCACUCAUCAGAUCCGUCUGGAGGAACCCGGUGUGUGUGUGUGUGUGUGUGUGUGUGUGUG